UUUUUUGAUCCAAAGUCCCAAAUAAUUCAUAUCAUCAUCACCUUCUUCCCCCAUUCUUUAUGUUUUCCCAAAUACGCAAAUAAAACUAAACUAUUCAAAAAAAAUUAUUCCACUAAAGUCAAUAACUUUAUUAAGAAAUCUUAUUCUCAAUAACAAAUGACAAAUUAGUUUGGUGCCGAUCCAUGAGACUAUAAAGCUUUUGACAGUUCAACGUUUCAUACUUCACGCUGACAAAAAUACAUACUUCUUCCGAUCUAAUUUAUGUGGUGGUGUUCCAAUUUGAGAGUCAAGCGAACCGAGUAAUUGACAGUUUGAAGCUGCAAAAAAUUACUACCAAUUAGUUCAGCAAUUUGUUCAAGUCAAAAAACGAUGUUUGAAAAUCAAUUAAUCUCCUCCUUCUUCUUAUAUUACUACUUUUUUGUGUCUCUGUUUUUCUCCUUGCUGAUAUCCAGUGCAAAUAUUGAUACUCAGUCAUCACAUGCAUAUUGUCCUAAUUCCACCUGCAAUGGAAUUCAAAUUUCGUAUCCUUUCUGGAGACUUGACAAUUACAACGCCAGUGCUCCUCAGUAUUGUGGAUAUAAAGGAUUUGGAAUUGAUUGCUCAAAGGAUCAACCACAUCCAACUAUUUACCCUACAGGCGAUGCUUUCUACGUCAAAAAUAUAGAUUAUAAUAAUUAUUUUCUGUCUCUAGUGGACAUUGAUGCUCUUUACAACGGGCAAUGUCCUCGAGCACGUCACAACCUUACAUUGGAGAAAUUGCCGUUAAGUGAUUCCGAUUCGAAACUCAGCUUCUAUUUCAAUUGUACGGAUCCUCUACCUGGUGCUCUUCCAGCAAAAUGCUUGAAAUCAGGUGAAAACAUGACUUAUUUCUACGUUGACGGAGCUGAACCGGAAGAUUUGAAGUGGUUUGGGAUUUGUGAAGAGAAAGUAGUGGCGAGGGUGAUGGAGAGAAGAAGCUUCCAGAAAGAUAAUUGGAUUGGAGCCAUACGCGGAGGUUUCGUGCUGGACUGGCGGCACGCGGCGGAGUGCGGCCAGUGUGAAGAAUCACAUGGGCGUUGUGGUUAUAACAAUUCAACCCGCAUAUUUUUGUGCUAUUGCCACGAUGGUACCGUUAAGGUUAAUCAUUGCAAAGGUACACCCAAAAACUCUUGCUGUAUUCAUAUUUUGCUCUUUAAAAUUUACCUAAUUAGUUUAAAUUCAUCCCUUUUCAUUUUUUCUACUUAAUCAUUUUUAGUUAAAACUUAAUUCUCUACGAUAAAUUUUUUGCCUUCUUAGAAGUAGAAUAAAAAAAAAAUUAAUUACAUACGAAGAAAAAUUAUAAUUGAAUUAUAAUUUUAAAAUUUGUCUAUUAAGUCAGUAAGUCAAGACCGUUGCAUAAAUUUAAACUCAAAAGGUCCUUUGACUGGUUGUUAGGAAGAGAGUUAUACUCCACUUAUUAUAUGUAUCAAAGAAAGUAUAGUUGGAUCACUUAUUUUUCCCAACUAGUGAUAUUUAAUUUGAUGUAUUAAAAAAAUUCAAACUGUAGUUAUUAUCCUAUCUUAUUUAAUAGGGCAAUCAGCCAAUGGUAUCAAGUUUCGUUGAGUAGCUGGAUGUUAGGAUUUGACUUUAGCAUCUCCACAUUUCUAAUUUCUACUUUGAAUUCAAAAGAAUUAUACUAAUAUAACUUUCCCUUGCCCAGUUUCGCAGCAAUUUAUUGCGUCUAAAAAUCUGAAACCAGAUUGAAUAUUCCACUAAUUGAAAGGUCCAUUAAAGAUUGGGCUAGCCCAUUUGUUUUAGAUUUCAAAAAUUGAAAUAGAUAGGGAAAUGGGAUGAAAUUGGCAAAUAGCCAAUUUAAUCAACUUUUCAAAACUAUAUUCAAAGAUUAGCCUUAUUUUAAAAUAAACACAAAAAUUUAGGUUAAAUAUUUCUAGCUAAAAUACGGGAAAAGACAGCAGACGACCUAGCGUUUGAAACUCUUACGUGUAAAAUUUCAAAAAUUUCUAGAGUUUGAAAUAUACCAUUCAAACUCCAAAAGAUAUGAAGUUUGAACAAUCUCCUUCUUCAACGCGAAUAUUGACUUUUUAAAACGAAUUUUUUAUAACAAGGCUUGAACUCUAUGAACAAUCUCCUCCUCCUCCUCCAUAUGUGUUUUCAUUUGUAAUAGUUAACACUCAUUAUCGUGGAGUUCGAAGAUAUACCAAAAGUGAAAUAAUCAAAAGUUAUAUAUUUUACUACGGGUAACAUAGACGAAAACGUUACUACGGGUAACAUAGACGAAAACGUACUUCACUCUUGGUACCUAGAAAAACAAUACUUCACUCUAAUACUGUUUCCAACAAAUUUUAAUUUAUAAAAAAUAAAAUUUAAUUACAAAUAAAAAUAUUUUCUGUGUUCGGUUUUAUUUAUUGUAAUUUGAAUUGAUAUAUCUAUUAAAAAGAAAAUUAAUAAUAUAGUUAUUUUAUCAUAAUACUCCUAUUCAAUGAUAUUUACAUUGUGUCUUGAAAUUAAUUUGAAGAAAAAAAAUAAUUAAUGCUAAGGUUAAAUGACAAGUAAAAGUAGAAAUUUAAUUAGGAAAUUAGUGACAAGUAAAAACAAAUGGCGGGAGUAUGAAGAAACAAGAAUACAAUUGAGGCGAACUUCAAGGCUUGUCAGAGUAUAGACUUUAUGAAACUUAAAGACGAAUCUUAAAAUAUCCAUAAAGCUUCUAUCUUUACAGUCUUGCGGCUAUAGAUUUGCAUAUCUGAUUUAUGAGAGACGAGAUGAAGGACAAAUUUGAUCCCACUGGACGUGUUAAUUUGUUUUCAACAGAUUUUAAUUUAUGAAAAAUAAAUUUCAACCACAAAUAAAAAUAUGAGAAAACAAGAAUUUUAUGGAUAAAGAAUAUGGAUAUAAUUUUGAUCCUCCCUUGAUUCUCCUUUCUGUAUCUCUUGAUUUUCUCCACAAUUCAAAUACCAUUUGCAGCGUAUUUCUUAAACGUAGAAUAAUUUUUCUUUAUAAAUAUAUCAUAAUUUUGUGGGAUAUUCGAACUGCCUUUUUUAGAAAAUAUUUACUUCAUUAUAUAGGCAUUUAGCCUUUAGGAUAGUCUAGCACUCUAGCUUCGGUCUAGCUUGGAAGAUACUUAAGGUAAAGUAGCUGAACUCCAAUAGAAAUUAAUUUUUUUUUUUUGGAGUCUACAAAAUUUUUUGAUGUCUGCAAAUACUACAAACUUAACAACUUCCUAGAAUUUGAACCUGUAUCACUUGAAAUUUCUGAAACAUUCCUGGAGCUUGAGCUGCACAAUUGAAAUUUAUUGUUUUGAAGUUUCACGUGUCAAAACUUUGAACUAUCAUUUUUUUCGUGCUUUAGCUAUGGGUGUUUUUGCCUUUAUAAAGUGAUUAUUUUUUAAUUAUAUAGUCCUAAAUACGAAAAUGAAUGACCUUUUUUACUCCAUGAAAUUUCUUUUUUCUGUUUUUGGCACUUUAUGUUAAGAUUUACACUCGAAUCUUAUCUUUGUGGAGAAAUUUUUGAAAUAUUGAUGACUCCAAUCUAGAGAUUAUUUGAAGCUAAAAUAGUUGUUUGGGAAACAAUUAUUUUUCUCGUUAAAAUUCUUUUUUUCUUUUCAAGAAAGAUCCGUGAAAAAUAGGGAAGAAAACCAGAAAAGGUGACAACAUUGCGUCGGAACCUUACGUUUAGGUGAUGCAGGGCGAACUGCAAUAUAGAAAAAAAGCCUUAUUUAUAGACAAAAUUCAGGUUUUUGAGUCUCGAGAGUCUAAAAUAGCCAACCCCUUUAUUAUUACUUAUUAAUCUCCUGUAAUAUUCUGACUAUCAGCCUCACAGAAGGAAAAAAAAAACUUAAUCAGGUUAAUAUAGACAUGGUCAAUAGGUGCAGUCAGCUUAUGAAAUAUGAUGUGAUUUUUAGAAUUUUAUUAUUCCAUGAGAAGAGGCAAUUCUCAUACACACGUCCUUUUCAUGUUCCAAGUGUUCACACAAGUGUGUCCACCUCUUUUCCUUUCUUUAUUUUAUCUUGAUUAAACUAGGUUCAUCAUCUAGAGCUGUUUUUAUAGCCUUGGUGGAAAGUUUCAAGGUUAUUAAAUGCAAACUUGCAAAUAAGAUUGGCGUAAAAUAUUUAUGCCUUUUGAUUCAUUUGAAAUUUCUCCUUCUAGUUGUGGACAUUUGAACCUUAUUUUCGUCCAAUAGUAAGUUGAAAAGUAAAUUUUUCUACAGUAAUCAGUGGAAAAGUCUUAUAAAACAUGAGCAGCCAUUUGUUUUUUCUUCCGUAACAAUUCUCAAGUGUGACAUCUUUUGUUAGUCAAAACUGGAUCAACUUUGACUCAAUUGAAUCAUAUAUUUUGCCACACACUUCUAAUACUUAGGUUCUCCAAUCUCCAACCAACCUAGUCUAUCAUUGAUGAGUUCUCACAAAUGUAUGCUCAAAACUUCCCUCUUCCUCUGCUCCGUUCCAUCAUCACCUUCCUAUGCUUCUUGAUCACGUCCGUGCCAUCCUAUUGCCAAGAGGAUAAACAGUAUUCCACUUGUAAUAGGUCCUACAGAUGUGGGAAUAUUCAAAAUAUCGUCUUUCCUUUCUGGGGUGGCGAUCGACCUCAAGAAUGUGGUCUUCCAGAAUUCGAACUUGAAUGUGUAGCCAACCAGGAUCCUGUUAUAAGGAUUGAUAACCAUGACUUCCACGUACUUGACAUCAAGAAUGAUACGAGAAUCAUGAGAAUUGCACGAAAAGAUCUUGAAGAAGACAUUUGUCCUGAUAGAUUUGGUAACACUAGCUUGAAUGAGGCUCUUUUCCGCUAUGGUCCUGACUUGCAAGCUUUCGUCCUGCUCUAUGGUUGUCCUUUCGAUAUACCCUCAGAAUGGAAAAAGUUUGCUUUUAGCUGCAAUAACACUGGAACCUCCAAGGUUGGUUUCUAUCCAGAUGAGUCAUUUUCAUCAUUUUGGGGACCAAAGUUCCCGAGUUGUGAGUUUAAGGUCGUUGUUCCUGUUGUGCAAAAGGAAUUUGAGCAGUUCGAGAACCAAGGAAGUACAAAAAUAUUGGAGCUAUUGAAGCAAGGGUUUGAUGUGGUUUACAACAAAAGCAUGUUAUGUACGGCUUGUGAAAGGUCAGGGGGCUUAUGUUGGUCAGAGACAGAUACUACAGAAGAAACGUGCCUUUGUCGAGACAGAACUUAUUCUUAUUUCUGCGGUUAUGGACAGGAGCAAGGAAAAAAAAGAGAUUUCAAAGUGAAAGUUGGCGUAGGUGUAGCUGCAGCUGCAUUCACUGCCCUUGUGGCAUGUGUAAUUUUCUUUCUCUAUCAUUGUCGGCAGAAGAAAAGCUAUGCUGGUUCGUCUUUUAUAUCCAGAAGCAUCCUUUCCUAUCCCUCCUCAAAAAUGGACCCUGAAAAGGCUUCGCACUAUUUAGGAGUUCACAUCUUCGACUACAAUGAACUGGAAGAAGCUACAAACAGUUUUGAUUCCAACAAAGAGCUAGGAGAAGGUGGCUUUGGUACAGUAUAUAAAGGUAAACUUCGAGAUGGGCGUGUUGUUGCUGUUAAACGUUUAUAUGAGAACAAUUAUAAGAGGGUUGAGCAAUUCCAAAAUGAAAUUGAAAUCCUCACUCGCUUGCGCCAUCAAAAUCUAGUUACCCUUUACGGAUGCACAUCUCGCCAUGGCCGUGAGCUUCUUCUUGUGUACGAAUAUAUUCCUAAUGGCACUGUUGCUGAUCAUCUUCAUGGAGAAUUCUCAAAGUCUGGAUCACUUUCAUGGAAUAAACGAAUGAGCAUUGCCAUUGAAACGGCAAGUGCGCUAGCCUUUCUCCAUAAUUCAGAUGUCAUUCACCGAGAUGUAAAAACUAACAACAUCCUCCUAGACAAUAAUUUCUGCGUCAAAGUAGCAGAUUUUGGCUUGUCUCGGCUUUUUCCAACUGAUGUUACACAUAUCUCAACAGCUCCACAGGGAACCCCUGGAUAUGUUGACCCCGAGUAUCACGAAUGCUAUCAACUCACCAGUAAAAGUGAUGUUUAUAGCUUCGGGGUGGUACUAAUCGAGCUUAUAUCAUCCCUGCCAGCUGUUGAUAUAAGUAGGCAUCGACACGAAAUAAAUCUAUCAAAUAUGGCAAUUAACAAGAUUCGGAGCAACGCCUUACAUGAGCUGGUUGAUUCAAAUCUUGGCUAUGAUUCCAAUGACAAGGUAAAGUUGUUGAUCACUGCCAUGGCAGAGUUGGCUUUCCAGUGUCUUCAGAACGACAGGGUUUUGAGACCAUCAAUGCCAGAGGUUUUGGAAGCUCUACUGGGAAUUCAGAGUAUGGAUAAAACAACGACAGAUAUAGGGAAGCCAAGUCCUGGUGAUGAUUCUGGGUUGUUAAAGAGUCACGCCUUAUCUCUCUCACCCGAUUCAAUUAUUUCAAAAUGGACUAGCAGUAGCAGCUCAAGAACACUUGCUUCCAGCACUGGCUAAGUUUAUGCCCUCAGCUUCUCUAGUUUAUGGUUUUCUUGAUAGUGAUUGUUGAGCCACCUGCUCUAUUGGUCACGGAAACCUGAACUUUCGUGUCUUUCCUUUGAGUACUUUGGAACUUUUUCUAUCUUAAAGAGGUUGUACAUAUCUCAUAUGCAGCAAUUAAUUUAACAAUACUAAUUCAAUUCAUUUCUUAA
This is a messenger RNA of Capsicum annuum, 6593 nucleotides long. Its product is annotated as LEAF RUST 10 DISEASE-RESISTANCE LOCUS RECEPTOR-LIKE PROTEIN KINASE-like 1.2. Lineage: Eukaryota; Viridiplantae; Streptophyta; Magnoliopsida; Solanales; Solanaceae. The transcript is spliced from 4 exons. The record is from RefSeq and is a predicted model, not a curated record. The coding region runs from base 4381 to 6399 and encodes 672 amino acids. Gene Ontology annotation, molecular function: protein kinase activity; polysaccharide binding; ATP binding. Gene Ontology annotation, biological process: protein phosphorylation.